CCCAUUUCCGCGUCUCGGCGUGUGCGGAAGUCAACUCCAACCCACCCCCGAGCCGCCCACCGAAAUCGCCGCGAAUCCGUCCCCAAUCCGGCAGCCAUGUACGGCGACUCCGACGGAUCCAAGGACGCCGGCGCCGGCGCGCCGCCGCCCUCCGACCAGCCCUUCCCCAACCGCGAGCUCACCCUCAGCAGCUACCUCUGCGACAAGCCCACCCUCGCCUCCGCCGCCGCCGCCGAGAACGCAGCAUCCGCAGCCGCAUCAGCCGCAGCCGGCCCAUCCUCCCCGCCCAACCCCGCCGCCGACGCCGCCGCGGAGGCCGCCAAGCUCUGCGUCGAGCGCGACUUCCUCCACCUCUCCGCGCCCAAGCGCGGCGGCGGCGGCGGCGGGGAUCCCCCGGGCCCGGGGGACGACUCCUCCGUCGCCGGCGGCAAGAAACCCCGCCUCGACUCGCUCCAGCUCUCGCUCUCCCUCGCCUCCGACGGGCAGCCCUCCUCCCACCCGCACCACCUCCCCUCCGCGCCCCCCGCCGCCGCCGACGGAGAUCUCCGCGCCGCCGCGUCGGCCGGCGCGGCGGCGGCCCCGAGGCGGACCUACAGCGCCACCACGGGCCGCACGCGGAGCAUCAACUCCGACGACAUGUCCUACUCCUACUCCAUGUUCUCCCACAACCCGAGCUGCUCCCUCACGCACAACUCCACCGACAUGUACGCGGCGGGGGAGGGCACCAACGGCUCCGUGCACAGCCGCUUCAACUUCCGCCCCGUGGGGGACGGCAGCGUCGCCUUCGCCACCCCGCCCGCCAACCCCGCCUCCUCCGCCUCCUUCUUCCCCACCGAGCUCCCCGCCAAACUCGCCGCCGCAGCUGCCGCCCAAGCCGCCAACACCUUCGACGGCGGCCGCGGCCACCCCUCCCACCCCGACAAGAUCCUGCGGGAGAUCGUCACGGACUCGGUCCCCGCCAUGGCGCACGCGCUGCAGGACCUCCCGAGCGACACCCUGGACGCGCUCCGUGACGCGGCGCGGGCCCUGGUGGACGCCCCGGAGAGGCGGGACGAGCUGGCCGGCCUGCAGCGCCGGCUGGACCGCCGCGCCGACCUCACCGCCGACGCCCUGGCCCGCGCCAACCGCACCCAGCUCGAGGUGCUGACCGCCGUGCGCACCGGCACGGCCGCGUUCGGCGCCGGCAAGGGCCGCGUGCCCAGCGCCGAGCUCGUCGAGAUGUUCCUCAUGACGCGCUGCCGCAACCCCAGCUGCAAGAGCGCGCUGCCCGUCGACGACUGCGAGUGCAAGGUCUGCGCCGCCAAGAAGGGCUUCUGCAGCGCGUGCAUGUGCCCCGUGUGCCACAAGUUCGACUGCGCCGCCAACACCUGCAGCUGGGUCGGCUGCGACGUCUGCGGCCACUGGUGCCACGCCGUGUGCGGCCUCGAGAGGAACCUCAUCAGGCCGGGGCCGACGCUGAAAGGCCCCAUCGGGACGACCGAGAUGCAGUUCCAGUGCCUUGGAUGCAGCCACGCCUCUGAGAUGUUUGGGUUUGUUAAGGAGGUGUUCAACUCCUGUGCGGAGAACUGGAAUGCCGAGACGCUCGUGAAGGAGCUGGAUUUUGUCAGGAAUAUCUUCGCUGCUAGCGAUGAUUUCGAGGGGAAGGGGCUUCAUUCCAAGGCUGAAGAGGUCCUCAACAUGCUCGGGAAGAAAGUUAUUUCCCUGCUGGAUGCAACAAACAUCAUGCUGCAGUUCUUCAAAUGUAAGAUCUCUUUCACCGUACAUUCGAAAAUACCAUGUUACAAACUCUAA
Messenger RNA from Lolium rigidum, 1791 nucleotides. RefSeq names its product protein TITANIA-like. The record is from RefSeq and is a predicted model, not a curated record. Gene Ontology annotation, cellular component: nucleus. The coding region runs from base 97 to 1791 and encodes 564 amino acids. The transcript has a single exon. Lineage: Eukaryota; Viridiplantae; Streptophyta; Magnoliopsida; Poales; Poaceae.